Ipomoea triloba (trilobed morning glory) is the source of this 1944-nucleotide messenger RNA. RefSeq names its product protein NRT1/ PTR FAMILY 5.6-like. The record is from RefSeq and is a predicted model, not a curated record. The transcript has 4 exons. Gene Ontology annotation, molecular function: transmembrane transporter activity. The coding region runs from base 71 to 1837 and encodes 588 amino acids. Lineage: Eukaryota; Viridiplantae; Streptophyta; Magnoliopsida; Solanales; Convolvulaceae. Gene Ontology annotation, biological process: transmembrane transport. Gene Ontology annotation, cellular component: membrane.
CACUAUCUACCAUACUAAUCAACCAUUUAUAAGUAAAGAGCCUAGUUGGCUCAGUAGAUCGAGUUGAGCCAUGAAAACGGAGAGCAGAAACAAUGGUGGAGCCACCGGAGACGGUGAUCGGGAAAAGUGGGUGCAUGAUUCUUCGGUGGAUCACAAAGGGCGAGUCCCUCUCCGGGCUUCCACUGGUGUCUGGAAAGCUUCUUUCUUCAUCAUAACAAUUGAGUUUGCUGAAAGACUUAGCUUCUUUGGGAUUGCAUCAAAUCUGAUCACAUACCUGACCAAAGUUAUGCACCAGAACCUCAAAACAGCUGCUAAGAAUGCAAACUACUGGUCAGGAGUCACUGCAAUUAUGCCUAUGGUGGGAGGAUUCCUUGCAGAUUCCUACACCGGCCGCUUCUUCAUGAUCAUGUUUUCUUCCAUCCUAUACCUUAUGGGGUUGAGUCUUCUGACAAUGUCUCAGUUCAUCCCGAGCCUCAAAGCAUGUGGUGUGCCAAAAUGUCAAGCCCCAAGAAGGGUUCAUGAGGUCACAUUCAACCUCGCGAUUUAUCUCAUUUCUCUAGCGACCGGGGGGUUCAAGCCAUGCCUGGAAAGCUUUGGAGCUGAUCAGUUUGAUGAUGAUCACCCGGAGGAGAGGAAGCAGAAGAUGUCUUUCUUCAACUGGUGGAAUGUUUCACUCUGCUGUGGGCUGCUGUUUGGUGUCACUCUGAUUGCUUAUGUAGAAGAUUAUGUUGCCUGGGGAGUUGCUGCUGUCAUUCUCACUGCAAUUAUGGGGGUUUCAACCCUAGUUUUGUACUUUGGAAGGCCAUUUUUCAGGUACAGAGUUUCAGUGGGCAGUCCCUUAACACCAUUGUUUCAGGUUCUUGUUGCAGCCAUUGCAAAGAGGAAUUUGGAUCAUCCUUCAAAACCCGAGCUGUUGUAUGAAGUUCCGAAAUCAAAAUCCAGGCUUCUCUGUCACACAAACAACCUCAGAUUUCUUGACAAAGCUGCAAUCAUUGAAGACCAUGAUGUUCAAGCUGGUAAACUGGAGGGUCCAUGGAGACUGGCAACAGUUACUCAGGUGGAGGAAGCCAAACUUGUCCUCAACAUGGUUCCUAUCUGGCUGGCUUCCUUAAUGUUGGGAGUGUGCAUGUCUUUUGGCUCGACUUUCUUUGUCAAGCAAAGCGCUACAAUGUACAGGCGCAUAGGCCAUUUCGAAAUCCCUCCAGCAAGCGUUUUCGCACUCUCAGCCAUCGGGCUGUUGUUAUCUGUCAUUGCAUAUGAGAAAAUCCUAGUACCUGUACUAAGAAAACAGACAGGGAAUGAAAGAGGCAUCAGCAUUCUCCAGAGGAUUGGCAUCGGCCUGGCUCUCAACAUUCUAGGCAUCGCUGUUGCAGCAAUGGUAGAAAGGAAGAGGCUAAGUAUUGCAGAGAGAGAAAAUUUUCAUCAACCUACUUCCAUGAGUGUCUUCUGGCUAACACCUCAGUACAUGAUUCUUGCUGUAGGCGACGGAUUCAGCCUCGUCGGCCUGCAAGAGUUCUUCUACCACCAAGUUCCUGAUUCAAUGAGGAGUUUAGGAUUGGCGUUUUACCUUAGUGUGCUUGGAGUCGGAAGCUUCCUGAGUAGCUUCCUAAUAACCAUUGUUGAUCGCAUAACUACAAAGAAUGGGGGUAGCUGGUUUGGCGUAGAUUUGAACCACAGCCGCACGGACAAAUUCUACUGGUUGAUCACAGCCAUGGCUGCACUGGAUCUCUGCAUAUAUGUGCUUCUGGCAAAGAGAUACACAUACAAGAAUGUCCUGCAGGGAGCUGUGGAGGAAGGAGAUCAUCAUGACCCUGAAAUGACAGAUUCAGAAGCAUGAGAGUUGUGUUUGUGUUAGGUCAAAAAGGCUGUAAUAACUGCAAGCUUAGUUUCCUAGAUAAUUAAUCAAACUGAAAAGAAUUAUAACCGUCCCUUUUAUCCUUCAAA